Molecule: messenger RNA, 2187 nt
Organism: Nannizzia gypsea CBS 118893
Lineage: Eukaryota; Fungi; Ascomycota; Eurotiomycetes; Onygenales; Arthrodermataceae
Product: GPI mannosyltransferase 3
Exons: 5
Coding region: 1-2187 (728 amino acids)
Biological process (GO): GPI anchor biosynthetic process
Cellular component (GO): endoplasmic reticulum membrane
Molecular function (GO): alpha-1,2-mannosyltransferase activity
Source: RefSeq, a predicted model, not a curated record
AUGUCGAAGGCGCGGAGUGCAGCCUCGAGGGACGGCGGCGGCAGGCAGGGAGGCCAGCAGGGACGGCGGACGGCGGACGUCUUCCUCCUGCUGCUGGCCUUGCGCAUCGCCAACGCCCUCAUUGUGCAGACGUUCUUCCAGCCAGACGAGUUCUUCCAAUCGCUCGAGCCCGCAUGGGGGAUUGCUUUUGGCCGGGACAGUGGCGCCUGGAUUACAUGGGAAUGGGAGCACCAGCUGCGGUCGUCGAUUCACCCGUACAUCUUUGCCGCCGUCUACAAGGCGGUGGAUGCUGCCUCCGGCGUGCUCCAACUCUCCCCUUUACGGCGGGGUGACCUUCUGAUAGCAGGCCCCAAGGUUGUCCAGGGCUUCAUUUCCGCCGUGGGGGAUUAUUAUACCUGGAGGUUGGGCAGGAGAAUAUACGAUGGCAGGCCAGAGAGCACCUGGAUUCUAGGGUUGGCAGUGUUGAGUCCGUGGCAGUGGUUCUGCUCUACCCGGACGCUGUCAAACUGUCUGGAGACCUCUCUUACUGUCACGGGCCUGUAUCUAUGGCCGUGGCAGUGGUCUCUCCCCGGGAGACGGCCGUUGGUGACCGGUAGAGACGUUACUAGGUAUGCAUAUGCUACGCCCCAUCCAUCUCUGCAUACACAAACAACUAACAGGUCUAGUCUGAGGGCAUGUCUGCUUGUUGCCUCGCUGGCAUGCGUCCUACGCCCGACUAAUACCAUUAUAUGGUUCAGCCUGGCAGUCAGUCUGGCAUAUACCACUUUCCGCCAGAGCCAGGUAUCGCGGCUGCCGUGGACCAAGUCCCUAGAGCCGCUCAUCAUUCUUCUUAGGGAAUGCGUCCUCUGCGGUUCGUCCAUCCUGGCUAUCUCUGUUCUGGCGGACCGUGCUUAUUACGGAACAUGGACGCUUCCGCCGUUCAGGUUCCUCUAUUUCAAUGUAAUCCAGUCUCUUGCCGUGUUCUACGGUAAAAAUGACUGGCACUACUAUCUCUCGCAGGGAUACCCGCUUCUGCUCAUCACUGCUCUCCCGUUUGCCUUCAUCGGCAUGUUUCAGUCGUUGUUCAUGACAUCGGAUCAAUCUUGCUCUACCAGUCUGGCCACAACAGUCAGACGGCAGCUAUCAGUUGCCUGCAUUGCCAUGCCGGCAAUCCUCUCUCUUGUCCCUCACAAGGAAGUCCGUUUCAUAUACCCUAUCUUACCCUGUCUUCACAUCCUGGCAGCCGCUCCGGUAUCCAACUUCUUCACUCCCUCUAUAUCUUCCGCUUCGGGAUCAUAUACCCCCCGGAGACUACUCCUGAUAUUUCCUAGUGCUAUACGAGCCUUCCCGCGCCUCACCGUCGGAUUUCUGAUGCCAUGCCAUAGCACUCCCUGGCGGUCACAUUUGGUAUCUCCUCACAUCCGCGCCUGGGCUCUGGGCUGUGAACCACCCGUCAACCUUUCCCCCGAGGAAAAAGCCACCUACGUCGACGAAGCGGACCAGUUCUACAACAACCCUACUGAAUUCCUAUCCCAGAAUAUGGCCAGUACUGGAAUACUUUCUAAACAUUUUGCAUCUGCUUCCACUCCCAAGAAUGACUGGCCAGACUACCUCGUCUUCUUCUCCCAUUUAGAACCAACAAUUAAACAAUUUCUUCGUUCGUCUUCAUACGCUGAAUGCUACCGCACUUUCAACACGGCCUGGCAUGACGACGCACGCCGAAAAGGGGACGUAAUAGUCUGGUGCCGUGAUCCAAAGAUCCAAUCAGACUGGCGAACCAGCCAGAUUCGCAAAACUAUUCCCCAAAGCGAGCAAUCCUCAGGCCAGCAGCAACAACAACAGCAACGUAGUUUCGACCGGAUUAUCGAUGUCUUAGCCAGAGAACGAGACAGCACGGCUAAGCCACAGCCAGAGUCAUCAUGGAUUCCUUGGUGGAGCGGCAGCAGCAGCAGCGACACGCCAGACACAAAGCAUAAACAAGGCCUGCUCUCCUCAUUCCCGACCUCGUUUUCGCUUCCUUCCAUAUCCAUCUCGUCUCCGUUUUCGUCAUGGUCGUCGGGUAAACAACGGCCCCAACAAUGGAACUGGCCGUGGCAGCGCCGACGCAAGGCGCCCAUCUUCCGACUGAAAGACAACAUUGUCUCGAUGUAUCAGAGGAUGACGGCCCGGCGGCAGGCAGCGAAUGCCCAGCGUGAGCUGUGGUCGUGA